Molecule: messenger RNA, 3360 nt
Organism: Clarias gariepinus (North African catfish)
Lineage: Eukaryota; Metazoa; Chordata; Actinopteri; Siluriformes; Clariidae
Gene: fbxl17
Product: F-box and leucine-rich repeat protein 17
Exons: 10
Coding region: 175-1992 (605 amino acids)
Molecular function (GO): protein binding
Source: RefSeq, a predicted model, not a curated record
GAAGUAACGAGUUGACACACCGUUAAAGGCAGCUAUAUGUUAUUAAACACCACUGUUUGCGUUUUAAAUAAACACACUUUGUAUUAGUGUGUGUGUUGUGCACGCGGGUUAUGAGGGCGCGGGACGGAGCUGCUCCAACCCGCGGCAGCUGCUGAGCCAGUGUGAAUCAUCUAUAUGGGCCAUCUUCUCUCAACAAAUGGCCUCCGCUUGAAGAAGAGACCGCAGACUCUGCGCAAGAAGAAGAAGAAGAGGAGGAGCUGCUUUCUUCGGGGCCCGUGCAUGCUCUGCUUCUUCAUCCGUGGCAGCAGCAGCAGCAGCAGCAGCAGUGACGGCUUCGAGGCUGACUGCAAUUCUGACCCCAGACUGGCCAAGCUGAGCUCGCCUGAGGACUGCGCCAAGUUCCUACUCUCUCCUGCCGAGUUGGCAGUGUGGGAGUGCCAGGGCCGGAGCCUGCUCUCCUCAGUGCCAGCCAGGCUCAUUGGACCACCAGCGCUCUUCUGUCCAGACUACUCGGAGAUGGUUUGCAAGCGCAAGAGCGGCGAGCCGCAGCCGUUGGCUUCGUGCAAGCAGCCGCGCUGCACUUCCCAGGAAGCAACAGAGAGCGAAGAGGAUGAGAAGAAUGCCACUCAGUCACUACUGCCCCAGCUCUGCCCACUGCCUUCCUCGUCUUCGUCUUCCUUCUCAGAGGAGCCAGAGAUCUCAGUGGUGGGAAUUCAGGUGGACUCAGGUCAUAGCCUAAGCAAUGACAAGACCGCUGAUAUCUCCUCUUCCACUUCCUCCUCUUGCCUUCUUACCCAUAGUAGUGUGGCAGAGGAGGGCAAGAGUGCUGAGAUCAUGGACAUGUCCCGAAUCAACCAUCUACCCUCGUCCAUCCUACUCAAGGUUUUCUCCCACUUGUCAGUGAAGGAGCGUUGUCUUAGUGCCUCCCUGGUCUGCAAGUACUGGCGUGACCUUUGCUUAGACUUCCAGUUCUGGAAGCAAAUCGAUCUCAGCGGCCUCAGACAAGUAAGAGAUGACCUUCUCGUGAAGAUUGCAUCCUGGAAACAAAAUGUGACGGAACUGAACAUCUCUGACUGCCGGAACGUUGAAGACUAUGGUGUAUGCACUCUAGCCUCUCAGUGUCCAGGUCUGCUGAAAUACACAGCCUACCGUUGCAAACAGCUCAGUGAUGCAUCUCUUUGUGCUGUGGCCUGGCAUUGCCCAUUGCUUCAGAAAGUGCACGUGGGAAACCAGGACAAGCUGAGCGAUCAUGCCCUCAAACAGUUGGGAGAGCAUUGUCCAGAGCUAAAGGAUGUACAUUUUGGACAGUGCUACAACGUCAGUGAUGAGGGCCUGAUAGCGCUGGCAAAGGGUUGCCCAAAACUGCAGAGGAUUUACAUGCAAGAAAACAAACUGGUAACUGACAGAUCAGUGCAGGCGUUUGCAGAACACUGUCCAGAGCUGCAGUUUGUGGGCUUCAUGGGCUGCUCGGUCACUUCACAGGGAGUUAUACACCUCACCAGGCUGCGGAAUCUGAGUAGUCUCGAUCUCAGGCACAUCUCUGAGCUGAACAACGAGACAGUGAUGGAGGUGGUGAGAAAUUGCCGGAACCUCAGCUCCCUCAACCUCUGCCUCAAUUGGAGCAUCAACGAUCGAUGUGUGGAAAUCAUUGCCAAAGAAGGAAAAAGUCUGAAAGAGCUAUACUUGGUUUCCUGCAAGAUCACAGACUAUGCAUUGAUAGCCAUUGGGCAGUACAGCAGCACCAUAGAGACAGUAGACGCAGGAUGGUGUAAAGAAAUUACAGACCAAGGAGCCACACAGAUCGCUAAGAGCAGCAAGUCGCUACGCUACCUGGGCCUGAUGAGGUGUGAUAAGGUGAGCGAGGAGACAGUGGAGAGACUGGUCCUGCAGUACCCGCACAUCGUGUUCAGCACAGUGAUGCAGGACUGUAAGCGAACUCUGGAGCGGGCCUAUCAGAUGGGCUGGAGCCCAAACACUUCCACUGCAUCCUAGCUAACACACACACACACACACACACACACACACCUAUACAGUCAUAUCAAUAAAGAUGAACUGCUGGUUGCCUUCCUUGUCAGCACAGCUGGUCGGUUUUCAGAGCAUUAACAUUGUACAGGUACAGUUUAAUUGGCGCUAGUAUCAAUUUCUAUGUUUUACUUUAUUAUACAAAGUUCAUUUUUUUUCUUUGGAAAACUAUUAUCAUAAGCAGAUGUUAAUAUUUCCAGACUUCAGUCAUCCAAAACAAACAUCUUGCAAGCACAUGCUCAUCCUUUUUCAUGCAGCUCUGUGCAAUCCCAGAAUUAGAUGAAAAGUAUCAAAUAGAUUAAUAGUUCAUCUUUUGAGAGUUUUGGUGGUGUUCAUCACAACAACUCGUGUACUGUUUAACACCUACCAUAUUCUUCCAGAGAUUUAGCCCGUAAUUAAUAGAAAUGUCACCUUGAAGUUUACUAACAGUAAUCAAAUAAUUACUUGACUAAACAGAUUUUUUUUUUUAAAUAUAUAUAUAUAUAUAAUGUGUUGAACACUUUUUUUUCUGUUAUUGUAGAAGAAACCAGGUUCUUAAUUGUGGACUUCACUCAUUAUGAAUAUGGUACCUUUUAUGGUACAUGUGUUUCAGAGUGUUUCAGUAGAGUGAAGUAGGCAUCCUCGUCACAUAUAAAUCUGAUUCAGCCUAAAUAGUUAAAGCAGAAUAUUGGAUUUAUGAUAUAUCCAGGAUUAUCAGGAGUGUUAUGGAAACGAUUCUAUGUGUUAUGUUAAAAGUUUUUAUCCUUUCUUUUCGAAUAUAAUUAGUUUACACCUUGUGAUAUUGUAAACUGUGGUUUAAAGUUUGUUUUGGCUGUUAUUUGAGAACUUUGAGGGGGAGCAGGGAGUUCCUCAGUAUGGAAUUUUGCAUAACCUUUUAUUAAUUAUAGUGCUGUCAGGCGCCUGUAUUUGCCUGCUACCUGACUGAGAUAUGUGGAAUGAUAAAACCCUUCCAUGUAAAAGUAGAGAGUUUAGGAUUUAUUAACCCCCACCCUCACCCCCCACCCAUUUCUAUUGUUAGCCUGUGAUAUACUCUUAUGAAAAAGAAAAACAACAACAACAAAAAACACCAGGGUAUUUUCCUAUUGUGUAAGAAAUAGCUGCGGCCAGUUCUUGUAGCUGUUCCACUGCAUUAUGUUCUAAGGAGAACCACAGGUCUUAGUUACUGUUUUCCUUUGCUGUUUUUAGGGAUUAGAGUCAAUUAUUUUUAAUCCAGCAUAGGCUCCUGGACUGUUCGAAUCUAAGUGUGUAUGUUCUCUUCAUGAGUGUGUGUGAAGCCAGAUUUGAAUGAGUUAUUAAAUGAUUUGAAUGAAAUAAGGAAUAAAACCCUUUCCUUGUGUA